Messenger RNA from Bombina bombina (fire-bellied toad), 1410 nucleotides. Its product is annotated as protein kinase C delta type-like. The transcript has 9 exons. Gene Ontology annotation, molecular function: protein serine/threonine kinase activity; ATP binding. Gene Ontology annotation, biological process: protein phosphorylation. NCBI's taxonomy places the organism in Eukaryota, Metazoa, Chordata, Amphibia, Anura, Bombinatoridae. The record is from RefSeq and is a predicted model, not a curated record. Bases 84 to 1301 code for a protein of 405 amino acids.
AGGCAUGUCAGGGGCUCUAUGAGUAGAGUUACUAUAUCGGCUCAGUCCACACUCUAGGUACAACACCGGGUGCAGCAGAGACGAUGUCUGUGGUCCCACCUCCAGUACUGUAUUCGGCCACAUGUUCAAGUUGUAGAUGCUUGUUUUGGGUUUCGCUGCUACCGUCAUCCCUCUCCCCUGUGAAGGCUCUGAGGCCACGGCGUGAGCAUCUGGUGUCGGAUGCGGUAUGGGAACAGCUUGUGUCGUCUGAGAGACGAAGUUGCAAGAGGGCAUCUUUUGCCGGAGGAAGCUAUGACCGGCCUGUACGCCCCCAAGAUAAAGUGCCCCUGUCCAUUGGCAGCCUUAUUUACCAUCAGGUGCUUGGUAGGGGAUGCUUUGGGCAGGUGAUGCUGGCAUCAACAACAUCUUAUAGCGACUUGUUUGCUGUUAAAAUCGUUAUGAAGAGCGAAGUGAUUCGGAAGACCAAAGAGCAAUCACUAAUUGAGCUCUCUGUAUUUCAGCAAGCAAAGAAUUGUGCAUUUCUCACCCAAGCAUACGCUGCCUUCCAGACCAAGUAUCAUCUAUAUUACAUCAUGGAGUACUUACCGGGAGGCAGCCUACAAGAUCACUUGAAUAGAAACUGGCUUCUUUCUAUGGAGAGCACAAGAUUCUAUGCUGCUGAAAUAAGCUGCGGCCUGCAGUUCCUUCAUGACAGGGAGAUCAUACACCGCGAUCUGAAGCCAGAUAACAUCUUACUGGACAGUAGAGGCCACCUAAAGAUCGCGGACUACGGCCUCGCUACCCUGAGCAUGAAUGGCCAGCGCUGGGACAGGUCAUUUGCUGGGACUCCGGGUUACACUGCUCCAGAGAUGUUCUUGCGGGAGACAUAUACCUGCGCUGUUGACUGGUGGUCGCUUGGCGUCAUCACAUAUGAAAUGGCCACUGGCGUGCGCCCAUUUCGUGCAUCAACACUGAAGCAUCUUAAAUGGGCUGUGAUAAAUGAUAAACCAGCUUAUCCCACCUGGCUGGACCAUCGGACAGAGGACUUCAUAAGAAUGCUGCUGCGUAAACAACCGUUAAGGCGGCUAGGUGUCUUUGGGAUCAUUCGCUGGCACCCAUUCUUUGACGGUCUCGACUGGGUGGAGCUGGAGCAACAUAAGGUGGAACCCCCCUUCAUUCCAGUGGUGAAACCAUUGGGAGAGUCUCCUCAACCUUUGCCAGGCGCAGACCCAGCUAAUGCCUGGAAACUUUCCAUCUUGCCAGAAGAGCAGAGAAUAUUUGAGGGGUUUUCCUACGUCUGCUCCAAAUUCGCUGCUAAGUGAGACCCGUCCGUUCUGUCCAUCAACGGAUCAACAAGUGAGGAACGCAACAUCACCUCUCUAAACAUCUACAAUAACAACUUUACAAUCUGAAAUAAAAAAUAAAACAACA